CAGGAAGGCUUGCAACAGCAGGUGCAUGGCGUGAUCGGAUUGUGUCUUAAGAAGAACAUCCCGUGGGAGAGAUGGGGAUACUUGGAAGGAGGCUGCUUGCCUGACCUGGCUGGAAGGUGAUAGGAACUGAGGGAACUAAAAAUUUCGCUUUGGUGGAGGAGCAUCGUCUACUUCCUCUGUCUCCUUAGCUCCCAGCUAACGGGAACCUGUGUCCACAGAAUGCUGUCCAGUUUCAACGAGUGGCUUUGGCAGGACAGGUUCUGGUUACCGCCCAACAUCACAUGGACACAGCUGGAAGACCGGGAUGGCCGUGUCUACCCUCAUCCCCAGGACAUGCUGGCAGCCCUGCCCCUGGCGCUGGUCCUCCUGGCCAUGCGCCUCACCUUUGAGAGAUUCAUUGGCCUGCCCCUGAGCCGGUGGUUAGGUGUACGGGAUCAUAUCAGGAGGCAGGUGAAGCCCAACGCCAGACUGGAGAAACACUUCCUCACAGAAGGCCACAGGCCCAAAGAGCCCCAGCUGUCCCUCCUGGCUGCCCAGUGUGGCCUCACACUGCGACAGACUCAACGAUGGUUCCGGAGACGCCGGAACCAAGAUCGACCCCGGUUGACCAAGAAGUUCUGUGAGGCAAGCUGGAGGUUUCUCUUCUACCUGUCCUCCUUUGUGGGUGGCCUCUCCGUCCUGUAUCACGAGCCAUGGCUGUGGGCACCAGUAAUGUGCUGGGACAAUUACCCAGACCAGACCCUGAAGCCAUCCAUGUACUGGUGGUACCUCUUCGAGAUGGGUUUCUACCUCUCACUGCUAAUGAGGCUGCCCUUUGAUGUCAAGCGCAAGGAUUUUAAAGAGCAGGUGAUGCAUCACUUCGUGACAGUCAUCCUGAUGACCUUCUCCUACAGCGCCAACCUGGUGCGCAUUGGCUCUCUGGUGCUGCUGUUACACGAUUCGUCCGACUACCUGCUGGAGGCCUGUAAGAUGGUCAACUACACGCAGUAUCGGCGAGUGUGCGAUGCUCUCUUCCUCAUCUUCUCCUUGGUCUUCUUCUACACCCGCCUGGUGCUUUUCCCCACCCAGAUCCUCUACACCACAUACUAUGAGUCCGUCAGCAACACCGGCCCCUUCUUCGGCUACUACUUCAUGAACAUGCUUCUGACAUUGCUGCAGCUGCUACAUGUGUUCUGGUCUUGCCUCAUCCUGCGCAUGCUCUAUAGCUUCAUGAAGAAGGGCCAGAUGGAGAAGGACAUUCGUAGUGACGUGGAAGAAUCGGACUCCAGUGAGGAGGAGGUGGCAGCAACCCAGGAACCUCUCCAGCUAAAGAACGGGGCGGCUCGAGGGCCCAGGGCAGUUCCUGCUGACGGCCCUCGGAGCCGGGUGACCGGGCGUCUGAACAACAGUCACACAACGGCCACAUAGCCAAGUGGGGGCUGGCCAUGAGGGGCUGCCCCCAGCACCUUGGAUACUUCUGGGGUGAUGGGACUGGCAGUCCUGGGGCCACCUUUCCGGAGACAGGGAGGGCCCCACCCGGGGUGGGCGGGGAGGGCUGAUGAUCUGUCUCCUGCCCCUUCCUUCUGCCCACCCGCCCUCCUUCCCACUGGGCAACUGGACAGAGCUGAGAGGCAGCAGCUGGAUGCCUCAGCUGGCCACAGACACCUCUGGGCUGCAGCCUGCAUGGGGAGCCCCAGGCUGAAAAGGGUCCAAUAAAACAUAAAUGGAGCCAUA
This is a messenger RNA of Cebus imitator (Panamanian white-faced capuchin), 1713 nucleotides long. It is a transcript of the gene CERS4, whose product is annotated as ceramide synthase 4. Bases 220 to 1407 code for a protein of 395 amino acids. The record is from RefSeq and is a predicted model, not a curated record. Lineage: Eukaryota; Metazoa; Chordata; Mammalia; Primates; Cebidae. The transcript has 11 exons. Gene Ontology annotation, biological process: ceramide biosynthetic process. Gene Ontology annotation, molecular function: DNA binding; sphingosine N-acyltransferase activity. Gene Ontology annotation, cellular component: membrane.